UUGAGGGGCAGUACCGCGAAACAUGUUCAUUUUAAUUCAUUUUCUCCCUCUCACCUCCCCAAACUCUCUCUCUCUCUCUCUCUCACACACACUGUUUAUAAGACUGUUUCAGAUACCUCCCAAUAUUUUAUUCUACCUCCAUUGACCUCGAAAGCAUUCUCAAGUCUUUGCAUUUUUCACUGCUCUUUCCUUAUUCUCAGUCACUCACUCAAUUCCACCAUAAAGCAAUGUAACAUUGAAAACUCAAUUUCUGAAUCACUAAUAUACAUAUAUAUCUGUAGUACAUGUAGAACUGAAAUGGGUUGUUGUGCCAGCACCACCAACAAAGCAGCUUCAGUUUCUCGCAACAAUCGGCGUUCGCUGGCGGCGAGAUCUCACAGCUCCCAUUACAGCAGAGCACCACCACUUCCGUUUUUGGAGGAAGAGACCGUGAAGGAAGUGCUCUCCGAGACUCCAACUCCAAAACCUUCCCUCCCAAAGAAGAUCGAAGACGAAGAGAAGAAGAUCAACGAACCUAAACUUGCUCUGCACAAAGUCCAAGAAGAGGACGAUUACAACAAUGUCGACAAGAAACCUUUAAGGGUUAAUGCAGAAGAGAUCUCUGAGAUCUGUAGCUUAAGCGAAAGCGUGUCGACGACGACAGUUACGGAGAAGAGAGAAGACGAUGACGGCGAGGUUCGGCAGAGGGUGAACAGGUCGCCGGCGAAGUUCAGAAACCGGUCCUUUUCCGGUGUUUUGUCGGGGAAGGGAGAUGGGGCAGUGGGAAAGUCACCGGUGAGAAGGUCCGAGCCAGCACCGGGCCGGGUCAGGCCCAGGCCCAGGCCCACCAAAGAAGGGCGCGUUUUGAAGACAGACCGACAGAGGAUGGACUCGGGAGACAGUUUCCACCGGAGGCCAAGGUCACCGGCUACUUGUUCAGACACCGGCGGGAAACGGCCCGGUUUGGGUCGUACCCCAUCGGGUAGGAGAUCAUCGGGUAACUCUCCAGCUCGGGUUAGAUCCAACAUUCCUGAGAGGACCCGGAAAAUGGAGGAGACGAAGGCGGAGAGUAAGUCGCCACCGACGACGAACGAGUUACUUGAAAACCCACUUGUGUCCUUGGAAUGCUUCAUCUUCCUCUAGAGGUAUAAUAUGGUUGGUGUCGUAAUUGUAGGUCAAUUGUAGGUCAAUUUAGUGCUAGGCACGUCCUUUUGUCUUCAUCUCAUGUAGAUAAAAGUCAAAAGGUAAAUUUUGGGGAAGACAAGUUGUCUGCUCCUCAAAUUCCAAGUUUACCCUUCUAGAUAGUACAGUAUGUAUUUCUAGCAUGUUGUGUCCCACUGCAUAUUUGGAUUCGCAAUCGGCAAUGGCAUCAGUGGACCUCUGUUUACUCGAUUGCUUCCGCAUGGUGACUUUUAAUUGUACCUUUAAAUCUGUAACUAUAUUAGACCUAUUUAUGUAUCUAUCUGUAUACAUACAUAUAUGUAUGUGUAUAUAUGUGUGUGUUUUGUUUGCCU
Molecule: messenger RNA, 1493 nt
Organism: Cornus florida
Lineage: Eukaryota; Viridiplantae; Streptophyta; Magnoliopsida; Cornales; Cornaceae
Exons: 1
Coding region: 298-1122 (274 amino acids)
Source: RefSeq, a predicted model, not a curated record